AACUUGUACUCCUACGAUUGAUCAUGGCGGAGCGCAACCUCGCGCCGACCUGGGUCACCACGGCUGCCUUCGGCUUCUUCACGCUCAACUCCGGCCUCGCCAUCUAUAGCGCCAGGGGCGACCCCGCCUCCGUCCUUUUCGUCGUCGGCUCGUACCUCGCCCUGCUCCUCCUCUUCCACUGCCUCCGCGCCUACGAGCGCGUUCCGCCCGGGUCCCCGGAGAGGGAGCGGGCGAGGCGCGCCGUUCUCAAGGCCGCGUUGUGGACGCUGACGACGCUGCUCACGGCGAUGUUCGCGUCCAGGGUGGGACCGCUCAUGCCGCCGGCCGUCGGCGCCGUCGUAUGGGCGAUGGCGGCGGUGACUUCGGCCGGUGGAUUCUGGGCCUUCUUCCUCAAUCCCUGAUACGCUAGAUCUGCUGCACUUGG
Molecule: messenger RNA, 424 nt
Organism: Setaria italica (foxtail millet)
Lineage: Eukaryota; Viridiplantae; Streptophyta; Magnoliopsida; Poales; Poaceae
Exons: 2
Coding region: 24-401 (125 amino acids)
Source: RefSeq, a predicted model, not a curated record